GUGGGCGGGGGCAUUAAGAGAGGCGUUGCAGCGUUCUGUCUCUUCACUUAGCUGAGAUCAUAGUAAGGCUGUCACGCGAUUUUCUUAGAUUACCCUCGUUUCUCGCUCUCAACCCUUCCUUGGGACGAUAAUAUUACGAAUAAAAACUGAAGUAUGGCUAACUACAUUCACGUACCCGAAGAGGCACCGGCUGUGCCCAAAAUCGACGUGACAGUCGAGGAGAGAGACUACAGAACCGGCGCGUUGAAGCUGGUCAAGGAGCUGAGACCGAGCUGGAAACCAUCCGAGGUCAAAAUAAAGUUUUUCACCGACGGCAUCACCAAUAAGCUACUCGGCUGCUACGUGGGCACGGUUAUGCAAGACGUAGUCCUGGUCCGCAUCUACGGGAACAAGACUGAGCUUUUGAUCGACCGCGAGAACGAGGUGAAGAGCUUCCGAGUCCUGCACGCGCACCGCUGCGCCCCGCGCCUCUACUGCACCUUCAACAACGGCCUGUGCUAUGAGUUCCUGCAAGGCACGGCGCUGGAGCCGGAGCACAUCCGGAGCCAGCCCGUUUUCAGGCUUAUUGCCAGACAGCUCGCCAAGUAUCACGCCAUCCAUGCUCACAAUGGCUGGGUGCCCCAGUCGGACUUGUGGCUGAAGAUGGGAAAGUACUUCUCGCUCAUUCCAAAGUACUUCAGUGACCCUGAGAAGAAUGCGAGGUUGAGCACGGAGGUGCCCAACCUACGUUGCCUCAGAGAAGAGCUCGUGUGGCUGCAGCAGAGCCUGUCGGUGCUGGGCUCCCCUGUGGUCCUGUGCCACAACGACCUGCUGUGCAAAAACAUCAUCUACAACCAGCAGGCCGGGAAUGUAAAGUUCAUUGACUACGAGUACGCCGGCUACAAUUACCAGGCCUUCGACAUUGGGAAUCACUUCAAUGAGUUUGCCGGUUUGAACGAAGUAGAUUACAGCCACUACCCAGCGAGGCCCUUUCAGCUGCAGUGGCUUCGCUCGUACCUGGAAGCCUACAAGGGGCACAAAGGUCUGAGCAGCGAGGUGACUGACAGAGAAGUGGAGAUGCUCUACGUGCAAGUCAACAAAUUUGCCCUGGCAUCACAUUUCUUCUGGGCUCUCUGGGCUCUGAUUCAGGCCAAAUUCUCCACCAUCGACUUCGACUUCUUGGAGUACGCAGUGCUGCGUUUCAACCAGUACUUCAGGAUGAAACCCGAGGUGGCUGUGUUGAGCCUACCAGAAUAAAACCCCCACCCAACCCCAAGCCCGCCGCUCUUCUUCCUCCUGCUCUUCCUCUGGCCUCCAUGCCCUGCUCAGUGCCUCUCUGACUACAGACAUAGAGCGCCCUCUAGGGGCACGUGCCGGGAAGACCUUUGUUCAGUGCCUGGUGCAAGGUGGCACAAUCAUUUACCCACCCACCUGCGAGUUAUGUUUAAAAAAAAAAAAAAAUGGAGUGCAUGUACUGACUGAACAGCCUAGGCAUUGUGACACAUUGCGUGGCUAUUUCAAAUCGCACAUUUAAGGCGCACUGAAUAAGAGAUGGGAGCUAAACACUAAUCUGAUUGUUUGGAGACUCCACCAAGUCACUUCCAUGGAAACCCCCCCCCCCCCCACUCCUCCCCCAGAGAGGCAACCGAACCACCAAGAUCAAGCAACACGCACUUAGUGUGCUUUGCCCAGGAAGUGAGAGUCACGACAUACUGAACGGCCGAGAAACGCCUGGCAUGCUUUUGUUUUUGAAACCCUUAUUUUUGGUUCCAGCAUGCUGCGCACGACUGAUGCGCCAGAAUAGCCAUGCAGUCAGGGCGCGCGCGCGUGUGUGUGUUUUUCAGUGUGUUCGUUGAGGGUCAAAACAAGAGUCGGCGUAGGCGGAAUCUCUUGGCAAAACAAAGUGGCCGUUUUCGCAUUCCAUCCUCAUCGUGCCGCUCGGCUUUCCUUUGACGCGGGAGCAUUAAGACGAGACCAAAACCGCUUGACUUGUAGGAAACGUUGAAAUGCGGACAGCGCAAAAGUUGUGACGGUGACGUCCGUCAUCUGCAAAGUGCUACUCAGUGCUGUCGAGUAAGACAAAAUGGCUGCUGUUGACACGCUGACCAAGAGGCAAAGUAUGUCGAAGGAGGCCUUUGGAAAUACUAAAUGAUAAUCCAUGUUACCUUCAAUGAGCCGGCGCCAAAGUUGAGCUUUCCUUUUGUAAAUAUUGCACGGUAAACGUUUGAAGGAUUCUGAAAAUGAGAUUGGACACCUACAGUCAGAAGCCACUGCAAAAUGACCAUGAAUAGCUCUUUAUAGGUACAAUAUAUGUAAGUAUGAAAAUAUAAAAAACAAACAAAAAAAAAAAAAAGAUCGGAUGUCUUUUUUGGUCUGAUUCUUUCUAGAAGUGUCAAACGUUGCAAUAAGUUGAGCUUUUACAAGAUAAAACAGCUUCCUGAGCAAUUGAAAUGUGUAAAUGCAAAUUGUUAAUAUUAAGAUGCUUGCACCCCCCCCCUCCAUAUGUCAAUGCACUGUUCAUUCUUCUCAGCUGACAAGUAGUUGCUGAAAUGUUUGUUCGCCAGUGUGCUCUUAUUUGUACUUGUCAGAAUUGAGAAACAAGGUCCAUCGUUCGCGCCAACAAGUAGAGGGGCAGCAGACUAUUAAUGUGAAGUCAGCAAUCCACGCACAUAAGCUUUUGAAAUGUGAAAAUGUCGCGUUAAAAAGAGGGCAGUUUACAUCACGUCACUGUCAGAUUUUGGGAACUGUGGUCGAAAAGCCAUCUCAAAAGGUGGGCUUCGUAGUUUUGUGACUUUUUCGCUCCAUGUUUUCUGUGGCCAUUGCAGUAUAUUGUUUAUAAUGUACAGGAAACAAAUGCAAUAUGUUUUUUUUUUUUCUUUUUUUUUUUUAAAUGAAGUCAUCUGGAAAGCGAGUAGAAGUAACAUGUAAGUUGACUUGAAAUACUGUAAACAAAACUAAAAAAAUAAAAUAUUUACUCUUAUAUCCA
Molecule: messenger RNA, 2965 nt
Organism: Syngnathoides biaculeatus (alligator pipefish)
Lineage: Eukaryota; Metazoa; Chordata; Actinopteri; Syngnathiformes; Syngnathidae
Gene: etnk1
Product: ethanolamine kinase 1
Exons: 8
Coding region: 154-1236 (360 amino acids)
Biological process (GO): phosphatidylethanolamine biosynthetic process
Cellular component (GO): cytoplasm
Molecular function (GO): ethanolamine kinase activity
Source: RefSeq, a predicted model, not a curated record